This is a messenger RNA of Stegodyphus dumicola, 1183 nucleotides long. RefSeq names its product sulfotransferase 1C2-like. The record is from RefSeq and is a predicted model, not a curated record. Lineage: Eukaryota; Metazoa; Arthropoda; Arachnida; Araneae; Eresidae. Gene Ontology annotation, molecular function: sulfotransferase activity.
GAUAACAUCUACUAACCGCAAAAAAGUGGUUACAAGAAUUGAAAAGAUUAUGGCUAAUGUUACCAAGAAACCUAAGUAUCAAAUCCUGUAUGGUAUAAGAAUUCCAACCGGUUUCUCUUUUAAACAUUUCACUGAAGCACUGAAUUAUAAACCAAAGAGAGAUGAUGUUUUUAUUGUCACUUAUCCAAAAUGUGGGACAACGUGGAUGCAAACCAUUAUCUUGUACAUUUUUCGGAAAGGUCGUGAACUAGAUUGCCAAGAAGAUUUCCACAAACUAUGUCCUUUCCUUGAUGCAGUGGGAACAGAAGCGAUAUUUGCUAUGCCAAGACCUGGCGCGUUGAAGACUCAUCUUCCUUAUUCACUCAUGCCAUAUUCCGCUGCUGCCAAAUACGUCUUCGUUGCGCGAAAUCCUAAAGACUGCUGCACAUCCUUAUAUUACCAUACUAUAAGUAAACCUGGAUUUGAGUACGGAGAUGCUGAAUUCGAGGAUUUCUUCGAACUUUUCAUGGGUGGCGAGGUAAUAUAUAACGAUUAUUUUGACCAUUUAAUGUCAUGGUAUCCUCAUCGUAAUGAAAGCAAUAUAUUUUACAUCACGUACGAGGAUAUGAAGAGAAAUACGGAAGAGGUAAUUAUUAAAAUUGCCAAAUUCCUUGGCAAGGAAUAUAUCGAUGCAAUUGAACAGGAUAGUACAGUCUUGCGGAAUAUUUCGAAAUUUAGUAGUUUUGAGUAUAUGAAGACAUAUAUUCCAAUAUCAGAAGCUCGAGAAGCUCGCAAGUGGAACCUUGUCAGAAAAGGAAUAGUUGGAGAUUGGCGGAAUCAUUUUUCGGAAGGCCAAUCAAAGAGACUUCAAGAGAAGUUUUUAUAUAGAACAAAAGGUACAGAGAUCCAGAAAUGGUUUUUAACAGAAUAAAAAUGCAAUUUACGAUAUUAAAAAUAUCAUUCUUUCCUUGUUCUGUGAAGUAAACCUUGUUUCCAUUUUUACUGAGUAGAAAUUUAAUUCCAGUGGAAUUGAAAAAAAAUAUUUUGACUUCUUUUUAAAUUUUUUCUUUGAAAUAUGUAAUAACUCCAAAGCAUAAAAUAUAAAUGUUUUGUUGAAUGUGUAUUGUGAUUCAACCGAAAUGUACUAAUUUAUUUAAGAUUAAUUUUUUAUUCAAAUUUUUAUUAUUAAACAUUUUAGCUAUUA